Molecule: messenger RNA, 1840 nt
Organism: Meira miltonrushii
Lineage: Eukaryota; Fungi; Basidiomycota; Exobasidiomycetes; Exobasidiales; Brachybasidiaceae
Product: putative aspartate aminotransferase mitochondrial precursor
Exons: 1
Coding region: 377-1663 (428 amino acids)
Biological process (GO): biosynthetic process; L-aspartate catabolic process
Cellular component (GO): mitochondrion
Molecular function (GO): pyridoxal phosphate binding; L-aspartate:2-oxoglutarate transaminase activity
Source: RefSeq, a predicted model, not a curated record
GAUUAUUUAAGCAUUCACUCAGGGCGGCUAAAUUCGGAGGGUAGGCAGCAUAGGCUGGCGCUUAAUCAUAAUGGCGCUGCUUGCUUGUGAGUGGUUUAUCUUCUUACGCGUCGCAAUUCUUCUCGGCAAUCCAAGGUUCUUCUAGCGAGUCAAUUGUGUUUCACACAGGGUUAAAGUGCCUUACACGGCUUUCUUCCUUCUUUUUUAGCCUCUUUUUGUGAUCACAGUCAGAAGAGCCUCAACCCUGCCUUGCGCCAAAUAUACACAGUCAGUAGCCCACGUCUCGGAACAGUAUAUACGUGGGGUGCAUGUCAACCUUUUGGAGUGACUCUCUUCUUUUCUUGAUCAUCAGCAUCUUCCCUUUACCACAUACAAGAUGUCUUCAACACAACUCGCUCGUGCUUUUGGUCGUUCUACCUUAAGCCUUGGCUCAGGUCGUCUUGCUUUACGUUCUGCCAGCACAUGGGCAAAAGUGGCAGCCGGACCACCGGAUCCAAUUUUGGGUGUUACAGAAGCAUUCAAACGUGAUCAAGAUCCAAGAAAAAUUAAUUUGGGUGUUGGUGCUUAUCGUGAUGAAAAUGGUAAACCUUAUGUUUUGCCUUCGGUUCGUAAAGCUGAAGAACUUGUCAUCUCAAAAGGUGGUGAUAAAGAAUAUUUACCAAUCACCGGUCUUGCCGAUUUCACAAAAAAUGCUGCUAAACUAGCUUAUGGAAGUGAUAGCGCACCCCUCAAAGAAGAUAGAAUCGCAAUCACUCAAUCAAUCUCAGGUACAGGUGCUUUGCGUAUCGGUGGUGCAUUCUUGCAACGUCAUUAUCCUCACUCCAAAACCAUCUUCUUGCCUACACCAAGUUGGGGAAAUCACACUCCAAUCUUCAAGGAUAGCGGUUUGGAAGUGAAGCAAUACCGUUACUACGACAAAAACACUGUUGGUUUGGAUUUGAAGGGAAUGUUGGAGGACAUCAAAGCUGCACCGAACAAAUCCAUCAUCCUCUUGCACGCUUGUGCCCAUAACCCUACCGGUGUUGACCCAACAAAGGAAGACUGGAAACAAAUCUCCGAAGCUAUCAAAGAAAAGGAACACUUCCCUUUCUUUGAUAUGGCUUACCAAGGUUUCGCAAGUGGUGAUAUCGAUCGCGAUGCAUAUGCAGUUCGUCAAUUCGUCAAAGAAGGACAUCAAAUCGCAUUAAGUCAAUCAUUUGCAAAGAAUAUGGGUUUGUAUGGUGAACGUGUUGGUGCAUUUUCGCUUGUUUGUGCAGAUGCAGAAGAAAAGGCAAGGGUUGAUAGUCAAGUGAAGAUCAUCGUUCGUCCUUUGUACUCCAAUCCACCCGUUCAUGGUGCACGAAUUGCAGGAUCAAUCUUGGCCGAUCAAGGUUUGUACAACCAAUGGUUAGGCGAAGUGAAGGGAAUGGCAGACCGUAUUAACGGAAUGCGCUCUGAAUUAAAGGGACUCUUGGUCGAUGAUCUAGGCAACAAGAACAACUGGGAUCACAUCACAAAUCAAAUUGGUAUGUUUGCUUUCCUCGGUAUCUCACCUCAACAAGUUGAAAAAUUGAUCAAUGAACAUCACGUUUAUUUGACAAAAGAUGGUCGUAUUAGCGUUGCUGGUAUCACACCUCACAACGUCAAGCAUUUGGCUGAAUCUUUGCACAAGGUUACCUCAUAAAUACCUUGCAGCAAUGAUGGAAAAACGCUGAAUAAUGCUUCAUAUCUUCUUAUUAAUACACUUUAUAUAAGUCACAAAAUAUCAUCAAUAGACUCAUGACCAUUUGAGAAGCUAAAGACUGGCAAAAAAGAAGUGGAACGCAAUUUAAAGAAUAUUAUUGCAGAGAUCAGAAAGCAA